Molecule: messenger RNA, 642 nt
Organism: Strongyloides ratti
Lineage: Eukaryota; Metazoa; Nematoda; Chromadorea; Rhabditida; Strongyloididae
Product: Homeobox domain and Homeodomain-like-containing protein
Exons: 2
Coding region: 1-642 (213 amino acids)
Biological process (GO): regulation of transcription by RNA polymerase II
Molecular function (GO): RNA polymerase II transcription regulatory region sequence-specific DNA binding; DNA-binding transcription factor activity, RNA polymerase II-specific
Source: RefSeq, a predicted model, not a curated record
AUGGAUAAAGGUUGUAAAAGAAGAUUACGAACUAAUUUUACUGAAACUCAAAGUUUAUAUUUAGAAGAAGCUUUUUUAGAAUCACAUUAUCCAGAUCAUGCUUCAAAAAGGGCUAUGUCAAAAAGUCUUCAAAUUCCAGAAGAUCGCAUUACUGUAUGGUUUCAAAAUCGUCGUGCAAAAUGGAGAAGAAUUGAAUGUAGAGAGAAGACAGAUCGUUUCUUAAUAAAACCAAACUAUCAAACAAAUCAAACAGGAGAGGAAACAGUCCCAAUAAUUUUAAAAAAUUCAUUUAAAAAUUUAUGUAAUAAUAUAAAUUUUGAUAACAAUAAUGUAACAAAAAAAAUCUCACCAAAUCAGUAUCAUGGAAAGAUAGAUGAAUAUAAUUCAUAUUUAACUUUCAGCAAUGAAACUUCUAAUGAAAAAUGUCAAUCUUUUCCUUCAUCUCUCAAUAACAAUUGUAGUUAUCAACAAUUCUCAACGAGGGGUGAUGAAGUGUCAAAUUGUCUUAAUGUUAGAAGUUCAAUGAAUGAAAUUGUAAACAAUUCAUCUUUUACAAUCAACAAUAAUAUGCCUUAUGUAAUGAAUACUACAUCUGCAAGGAUGAUAUUUAAUUAUGAUGAUAAAAAUUGCUUCUUUGGUUAA